This is a messenger RNA of Mangifera indica (mango), 1611 nucleotides long. Its product is annotated as protochlorophyllide reductase-like. The transcript has 5 exons. Gene Ontology annotation, molecular function: protochlorophyllide reductase activity. Lineage: Eukaryota; Viridiplantae; Streptophyta; Magnoliopsida; Sapindales; Anacardiaceae. The record is from RefSeq and is a predicted model, not a curated record. The coding region runs from base 101 to 1303 and encodes 400 amino acids.
AAACUUGAGCCCAAAACUGAAUCUCUAUUCAUUAGCUUCAGGAAGGAGGUCGUGAAAACCAUACUUCUUACACAGCAACGUCGGAAGAGCUCAGACAAUCAUGGCACUCCAAACAUCCUCCUUACUUCCUUCUUCUACCUCCGUUUACAAAGAGGGGAAGUCUACCGUUUGUCUCAAGGAGAGCAGUUUCUUCGGAGUCACAACCUCAUCAUAUCUUAAGACUGAGUUCAAGUCUUCUCAGAUUAGUACAAAGAAUUUCAGAAAAAGUGAGGUACCUAUUGUAACUGUUAAGGCUCAAAUAGCUACUGCAGCUCCUUCAGUCACACAGGCUGCACCUGAUGCGAAAAAAACUUUGAGAAAGGGCAAUGUAAUAAUCACUGGAGCCUCCUCUGGUCUAGGUCUGGCCACAGCCAAGGCACUUGCUGAUACAGGAAAUUGGCACAUUGUUAUGGCGUGCAGGAAUUUUCUCAAGGCUGAGAGGGCAGCUAAAUCAGUUGGCAUUGAUAAAGAGAAUUAUACUGUCAUGCAUCUUGACCUCACCUCCUUUGACAGUAUACGACAAUUUGCCGAUACCUUCCAACGGUCUGAUAGGCUGCUUGAUGCACUGGUUUGUAAUGCUGCUGUGUAUUUACCCACUGCCAAGGAACCAUCUUACACAGCUGAAGGAUUUGAGCUUAGUGUUGGUACAAACCAUCUUGGCCACUUUCUCCUCUCAAGGCUGCUGCUUGAUGAUUUGAAAAAAUCUGACUACCCCUCAAAGCGUCUCAUCAUUGUUGGCUCCAUCACAGGAAACACAAACACCUUAGCUGGUAAUGUGCCUCCAAAGGCCAACCUUGGGGAUCUGCGAGGUCUUGCAGGAGGCUUGAAUGCACUGAACAGCUCGCCUAUGAUAGAUGGAGGAGAAUUUGAUGGUGCCAAGGCCUACAAAGAUAGCAAAGUCUGCAACAUGCUUACCAUGCAAGAGUACCAUAGACGCUACCAUGAGGAAUCAGGAAUCACCUUCGCUUCUCUCUACCCUGGUUGCAUAGCUACAACAGGCCUGUUCAGGGAGCACAUUCCCUUGUUCAGGCUUAUGUUCCCUCCCUUCCAGAAGUACAUAACUAAAGGCUAUGUGUCUGAAGAGGAAGCAGGAAAAAGGCUAGCACAGGUUGUGAGUGAUCCGAACCUAACAAAAUCUGGAGUUUACUGGAGCUGGAACAAGAACUCUUCUUCAUUUGAAAACCAGCUAUCUCAAGAAGCCAGUGAUCCAGAGAAGGCACGGAAGUUGUGGGAGAUUAGCGAGAAGCUUGUGGGAUUGGCCUAAAGGAGAGAAUGAACCCCAGCAACCACCUUUUUCAAGAGAAGAUAUACUUUGAGCUUCAUAUCAAUCAGGAUAACCUCGAAUGAUUUACUUUUUCUUGUAGAUCAAUAAAAUUUUCAAUGACAAGACGAGAAAAAUUCACCCGACUGGGUAUAGCAUGAUAAGCAAGAGAUAUAUUGUCAAAAGUACUAGUUAGUCACUUCAGUUAGGUUUUGCCUGUACAGUAUUCCAAUUAUGCCUUAUCGAUCUUGAAAUUUCAUAAUCAAAAACCUAAAAAAUGAAGGUGGGGAAAAUCAGUCUCUUGCAGUAAA